GCCGGUACGAUCCUGGGGACCUCGGGCAGACGCACCGAGAGCUUGGGGAACCGGCUGCGGGCUACGGCGGUAGGAGCCCAGCGGGACAGGAGGAGACCCACUUGGGCAGCAUGCGGAGUGUGGCCAAGCCCUGGAGUCCAGUGACCAAAGUGGGGAGCCAUGGCACUGAGCGGGCACGGCCUCUCCCUGCAACUUCCUCCAGCAUGAAGACCUCCAAGUCUUCUACCUCCUUGGCCUUUGAGUCCCGGCUGAGCAAGCUCAAGAGGGCCAGCAGUGAGGACAUGCUCAACAAACCAGGAAGCACUGCCAUAUCAGGGGUAGCUCGACUGAAAAAGACUUCAACAGCUGGAGCCAUCUCUGAGUUCACCGAGAGCCGACUGCGCAGCAACCCAGGAGCUAUGACUGCAGCAAAGAGGACAGGCAUUCCGGCUCCCCGAGAACUGUCGACUGCUGUCUCACGAGAGAGGGCUGUGCCACGUGGACCCUCUAACCCAAGGAAGCCAGUGUCGAGUCCCACCUCGUCCAGAACCCCCACCCCUACCAAGUACCUGAGGACCACCUCAGUGAGGCCCAAGCAGGAGAAUGAUGGAGGGGAAAAGGCUAUGCUUGAAGCCCAAGUCCGGGAGCUUUUGGUGGAAGCCAAAGCUAAAGACAGCGAGAUUAACAGGCUCCUGAGUGAACUGAAGAAAUGCAAGGAGAAAAGGACCUCAAACACUGAAGAGGUUGAUGCCUCAGCCCCAGAUGGAAAUAGCACACCAGUCUCACCAGCUGACCUGGCGCCCCUGCUGAGAGCUCUUGAGGAGAAGAACAGGAGUUUCCAGAAAGAGAUGGUUGACCUGGAGGAAGAGAACCGGGCUCUGCGGGAGAAGCUGACCUGCCUUGAGCAGUCCCCCAAUUCUGAGGCCAGUCACAUGGGGGACAGCAACUGCCCUACCUCCCUGACUCAGGAAUUGAGCUUUGGAAACCAGCUGUCAGGGGAGACGGAUGAGUACAAUAAAACCACACAUGAAAGCAUGCUGAGGACAUCGGGUUCUUCCAGUAGUGAUGUCACCAAGGCCUCCUUGUCCCCGGAUGCCUCAGACUUCGAGCACAUCUCAGCAGAUCCCCCCUCCCGGCCACUGUCCUCCACAAGCAACCCCUUCAAGAGUCCGCGGUGUUCCACUGCUGGGAGCUCCCCCAAUAACGCCAGUGAACUGUCCCUGGCUUCCCUCACCAAGAAGAUCCAGAAGAUGGAGGAGAACCACCACAGCACAGCGGAGGAGCUGCAGGCAACCCUGCAGGAGCUGUCUGACCAGCAGCAGAUGGUGCAGGAACUGACAGCCGAAAAUGAGAAGCUGGCAGACGAGAAGACUCUUCUAGAGACUUCCUUCCACCAGCAUCGGGAGAGGGCAGAGCAGCUCAGUCAAGAAAACGAGAAGCUGAUCAAUCUUCUCCAGGAGCGAGUGAAGAAGGACGAGCCCAGCUCCCAAGAAGGGAAAAUCCUAGAGCUGGAGCAAAAGUGCACAGAAAUCCUGGAGCAGGGCCGUUUCGAGCGAGAGAAGCUGCUCAACAUCCAGCAGCAGCUGACCUGCAGCUUGCGGAAGGUUGAAGGGGAGAACCAAGGGGCCUUGGAGAUGAUCAAAUACCUCAAGGAAGAGAACCAGCAGUUGAGCAGCUUCCUUGAGCAGGAGCGACAUAACAACAGCGUGAUGGUCAAGGCUUUGGAAGAAUGCAGAGUUGCCAUGGAAGGGCUAAAAACCGAAAACGAGUCUCUGAAAUCCCACUUGGAGAAUGAGAAGCCAAAAGGUUUGGUGGAGGCCUGUCUGGUGGGACAAGCAACAGAGAGCUGUGAAAUACAGGAGAUGUUGCAAAUAGCUAGAGCAGAGAAAGACCAGCUGGAGCUGUCCUGCACUGAGCUCAGGCAGGAGCUGCUCAAAGCCAACAGUGAAAUCAAGCAGGUCUCAAGUCUGCUCGCCAAGGUAGAGAAGGAUUAUUCUUACCUGAAGGAAUUGUGUGACCAUCAAGCAGAACAACUGAGCAGGACCAGCCUCAAACUGCAGGAGAAAUCCUCUGAGAAUGAUGCAGAGAUCAAAGAUAUGAAGGAAACCAUCUUUGAACUAGAAGACCAGGUGGAACAACAUAGAGCAGUCAAGUUGCAUAAUAAUCAGCUUAUCAGUGAGCUAGAAAGCAACGUGAUAAAGCUAGAGGAGCAGAAGUUAGAUCUGGAGCGGCAGCUGAAGACUCUGACCAAGCAGAUAAAGGAGGAGACAGAAGAGUGGCGGCGCUUCCAGUCCGACUUGCAGACGGCAGUGGUCGUGGCCAACGAUAUCAAGUGUGAAGCCCAGCAGGAGCUGCGCACCGUGAAGAGGCGGCUGCUGGAGGAGGAGGAGAAGAAUGCCAGGCUGCAGAAGGAGCUGGGGGACAUGCAGGGCCAUAGCAGACCUGGCAGUCAAGAUUCAGAGCCCUCUGAAGCUGACACCCCUGGCCGCUGGCCUGGCAGCUACAUGAGCAGAGCAUCUCCCACACCUUCAGAGUCUGCAGCCACCGUGAAGUCCCUUAUCAAGUCAUUUGACUUGGGACACCCAGGUGGGGCUGGAUCGAGCAUUGCCAUCCACAAGGCCCCCCGGAGCCCACUGAGUGGCAUCCCUGUGAGGACAGCACCGGCUGCUGCUGUGUCUCCCAUGCAGAGGCAUUCAGCUUACAGCAGUGUGCGGCCCUCUGCCAAAGGCCUGCCUCAGCACUUGGAGCUCCCGGACCUUCCCCUCUCAGACCUCCUGAAGGGAAGGGCCGAGGAACUGAAGCCAGAUCCCUACCUCCGGAAGAGCCCUUCACUGGAGUCCCUGAGCAGACCCCCUUCUCUCGGCUUUGGGAGCACUCGGCUGCUAAGCGCCUCCACCGGUGGCUUGAAGCCACAGAGCAAGCUCAGUGUGGAGAGAAGAGACCCCCUGGCUGCCUUGGCCCGGGAAUAUGGCGGCUCCAAGCGCAACGCCCUGCUGAAGUGGUGCCAGAAGAAGACAGAAGGCUAUGCGAACAUUGACAUCACCAAUUUCAGCAGCAGCUGGAGUGAUGGGCUGGCUUUCUGUGCGCUACUCCACACCUACCUGCCUGCCCACAUCCCCUACCAGGAGCUGAACAGCCAGGAGAAGAAAAGGAAUCUCUCGCUGGCAUUUGAAGCAGCUCAAAGUGUCGGCAUCAAACCCAGCCUGGAGCUCAGCGAGAUGCUGUACACAGACCGGCCUGACUGGCAGAGUGUGAUGCAGUAUGUUGCCCAGAUUUACAAGUACUUUGAGACAUAAAGCCCAGAGCAGCCCCCACGAGUGUCCUGGACGUGCUGGCCACUCUAUGCAGGCCCUGCCCAGCCCUACCCUGUUCUCUGAAGGGAAGGCUCCAUCUAGGGACCACCCUGUGCACAGCAGGGGAACAAAGCAGAGCACUCCAGCCACCUACCUCCGAGCUACCCCAUCUGGAGUAUAGUGUAGGUUGGGAGUCUCUGCUCUCAAGGGAUCUCUCCCUCCUCCCAGACGGAGAAAUCCACACCAGGCUCAGCUCCCCCUGGAGGCUCCAGUCUGCAACCUCUCACCGGAGCUGCACUGAGAAUGUCACCAGUGACAUUCCCAAUCACCAUUGCCAAGAACGCCCUUGCCUCUUUCAAGAAGAAGAAGAAGAAGAAGACACAAGAAGAGACCACUUAGCAUCUGCCCCCCAGUCCUCCAGGAAAAGUGCUUGCUUUCUUGUUCCCUGUUUUCACACCUCCAUCUGGGGGCCACAGUCUUGAAAACUCACCAUCACUGAUCUGAUUCAUUGGUCGGAAGGUAAAAUGUGAGGAUAUAUACAGGAGCCCCCUAAUCCCUGUCCUUUUGCAUGGGGUCCCUGCAGGGUGCCUAGCACCCCAUACUCAGCAGCUGCUCACUGGCUGGACAGAAGUAUCUGGCAACUGUCCUCUGUUGAUUCAUGCCCGCACAUAUGCAAAACUUAUAUGGGGUGUGUGUGUGUGUGUGUGUGUGUGUGUGUGUGUGUGUGUGUAUGUGUGUGUGUCAGACUGAAGCUGUAUGCUGCUCUUGAACUCCUGGGCAGACAACAAAUCCAGCAUUUCACACUGGGCUUCAUGUUCAGUCUGGUUUGGUUUUCAGGCUUUGCAUAUGCACAUGACAAAAGGAAGUCCUUGAGGUAGGCAGAGAUGACCCCCCCAUACAGUGGGUCCCCAAGGUGUGGCCGUGCCCAGGGCAGUGUGGUGGAGGCAUCCACCCAGCACUGCUUCCAUGUUCUCAGCAUUGACAAUACUACCAGCAAAUAAGGGUGGGAUUCCUGCAGGGAGAUGGUGAGCUGGUAUGGCCAGAGCCCUGUGUGUGUCCAGCUGAUGCAGCAUCUUCAUACCAGCAGGAGCUCGCCCAUCUCAGAGCCCAGGCAAUGAGACUCACCCUGUCCUGGCACAUACAUCACUAUAUUCCCGGUGUGGCUCUCCAUCCCACUCUCCUGAGAAACUUGGACAAACACCCACUCCUGGCACCCUAUCCAGUGUCACAGAGAGCAGGGAGCCCUUCCCAGGUUGACUAGCUACCUACCUGCCUUCUGUUCAGAUCAGAAGCUAUAGGCACAGCCUGAACAUAUCUAACUGCUUCCUGAUGCACUUACCCAGAUGGAAGCUCUUACUUGGGAUUGAGGUAAUAGCUCCGUCUACCCUGGCUGUGGGGAAAAGUCACUCCCAGCAGUGGGGCUAAGCACUUGGUUGUGAUGUUUAAUCCAGAGUUACUGCAGGGGGUAGCUGAAGUGGGUGUUGGGCAUUGAGGCAGCCCUGGCCCUGCCCCGCCCCUCCCUGCAGCCUGGAGCCUGUGUCCCCCUUUGGGUUAAAAAGAAGGAAAGCAAAGUCAUGUGACAGAAAGGCCACAUGCAGUUUAUUUUUAAAACACAAGGAAGCAGAGUGGUACCCGUUCUUUGCCAAUGAGUGGGCACAGGGAGAUGGGCUGGGACCUGCACUCAGAAACACCCCUGGUGCAGCAGGUGGUAUGGUGGGGAGUUCUGCUCACCCUCCUAACUGAAGGCCACCUGGAGCAGGGUCUGUCCUUCCAGCUCCACAGGACAUGGGGGUGAGGGCAGGUGGUUCAUCAGAGCUCAGAGCACAAUAAAAGUAGGAGAGGGAGAAAACUUCGGGGGAGGGGGUGGGAAGUAGCAUUCACAAAUGGUGUCACUUCCAGUUUUCUGUCCUGAGGCUUUUAGAGGUGACAGGAACUGUGCUAUUCCCACUUCCUGAAGCCACUACUUCGUGAUUUAAAAUUAUCAGACUGUUCUAAAGGUCUGGCCCAUGGUCCUUAUAUAAAAAGACAGCUACAAGAGGUGGAAGAGUGGAGGGGUGGCUUCCAGAAGAGAACUUUAAGAUUCACUGCUGGGCAGAUUUUUUUUCCCUUGGUCUUGAACUUCAGUUGACCAAUGACAGUGCCAUGAACCCUGCCCCCACUAAGUCAGCAUUCUGGAGAACCACACCACAGUGUCACACUUCCCCCACCCUGUCCCCUCUCAUUUUAAAAACCAUGUUCUUAUAUCUGUCCUUGUUUUUUCCAUUCCUGACUCCAUUAUUGUCUCAGAGUUUUGUUUGAGACCACCCAGAGUAGGUGCCAAGGGUGUGCUCCUCCCCAUCCUGACCCCCCUCCCACUGUCCCCUGGGGAGGAGGGCAGGUGUUUGCUGGUGUGUAUAGAGUCCUAUACAAACCAUUUGCCAAACCCAGCCAUAGUUCUUUCCUCUUCUGAGCCAGAGCACCAUUUUUGAGCUGAAGUAACAGUGACCCACGGCAACAGAGACACCCCAGCAGCCUUCUUCCAAAACCUUUCUAAUCUCUCCUUUGAUCCAGUUCACUAGAUGCUUCAUGCCUCUGACCCCGAUUCACAUUGGGCUAAACCUUUAAACAUUCUGAGUAGCUAGCAACUAUGAACUACAUUAGUUGAAUGCACUUGAUAGUCUGCUGGGGCCUCACUUCUGCCAAGAGCACCCCAGAUUGUGCCAAGCAUUGUCACACUGUGACAAGCCAGCAUAGAUAUUUAACUAUUAACAUGAAAAGCAUGUGAUAUAUGACUGUGUAAUGUUUCUAAUAAAUAUAUUUUGUUUCUGUCCAA
This is a messenger RNA of Erinaceus europaeus (western European hedgehog), 6084 nucleotides long. It is a transcript of the gene SPECC1, whose product is annotated as sperm antigen with calponin homology and coiled-coil domains 1. Gene Ontology annotation, biological process: actin cytoskeleton organization. Gene Ontology annotation, molecular function: protein binding. NCBI's taxonomy places the organism in Eukaryota, Metazoa, Chordata, Mammalia, Eulipotyphla, Erinaceidae. The coding region runs from base 111 to 3275 and encodes 1054 amino acids. Gene Ontology annotation, cellular component: filamentous actin; microtubule organizing center. The record is from RefSeq and is a predicted model, not a curated record. The transcript has 15 exons.